AUGGGUAAGUCUAUAGAGCUGGCGAAGAUUAUCCAGAAGAGGAAGGUCAAUAUAGCUUGUGUUUCGGAGACAAGGUGGGUAGGAUCGGAAAGCGAUGAAUGCGGACGGGUUCAAUUGUGGUACUUCGGACGCGUGAAGGGCAAGAACGGAGUAGGUAUUUUGGUGGAUAGGGAGAUCAGGGAGUCAGUAGUAGAGGUUAGGCGGGUGAGUUACAGAUUGAUGGAGAUUAAGUUAGUCGUUGGAGGGAGAACUCUAAAUGUCGUUAGCGCUUAUGUGCCGCAAGCGGGCCUGGACGAGGAAGUUAAGAGGCGCUUCUGGGAGGGGUUGGUUGAGGUGGUGCGGGGUAUUCCGCCUAAGGAGAAGUUAUUUAUAUGA
Molecule: messenger RNA, 375 nt
Organism: Nicotiana attenuata
Lineage: Eukaryota; Viridiplantae; Streptophyta; Magnoliopsida; Solanales; Solanaceae
Exons: 1
Coding region: 1-375 (124 amino acids)
Source: RefSeq, a predicted model, not a curated record